AGAAGACGUGAUGAUCAGAACCUCACAUGCAUUUCAAAAUUAGUACCUUGCUAUGAGAGAGAUCAUCUACAUCCAAGCAGGCCCAUUCGCAAACUACGCAGGAACACAUUUCUGGAACACACAGGAGAGCUACUUUACCUACGACGAUGACGAUGAACCCAUCGUGAACCACGACCUUUCGUUCGAAGAGGGACGGAAUCCUCAGAAUCAGCCGACUCUUUGUCCACGCCUGUUGACAUUUGACCAGAAGUCAAACUUCGGGACACUCGCAAAAACGAGCCAAGCUGAUGCAGCUAUUGACGCUUCACUCGAUACGACCUGGCGAGGGAGGGUAGUUCGCGAGACGCAAGAUCCGAUCCCCCAAAGCGAAUAUCACGCUCGUCUUGAAGGCGAAACAGACGAAGGCGAUCCAGAACGCACAGAUUCAAACAUCAGAUACUGGUCAGAUUACAGUCGCGUUUUCUUCGAUCGAAAAUCCAUACAGGCCGUCCCUGACGCGCUGGAAAGUACUGAGGCUGGGUGGAGUGUCGGUCAAGAUCUUUUCCGGCGAUAUAACGAAGAUACAGAGCUCAUGGAAGGGGCGUUUCGUCUGCUCGUCGAGAACUGCGAUAACUUCCAGGGCUUGCAAAUGAUGCAGGAUACGCCCUGCUUCGGGGGUUUUUCGCAUGCUUUCCUGACCGCCUUCCGGGACGAGUUUCUUAAGGCUUCUACAAUAAACUUCAGCUUCCUUUCCGACGCAGACCCGAAUCAUGCUGGAAUCGACAAUUUUCUAGACACGAAGAGGAUUAUCAACGACGCAUUGUGCCUGCAAAGCCUUCAUCAGCUCUCGGAUAUCGCUUUCCCGAUACUAAAUCCAUCCCGAUGGUCUGCGUUAGAAAGUAACUUAUCGCAGGGACUUGCCUAUGAUAAAAACAGCUUAUAUCAUACGUCUGGAGUCAUCUCGUCGCUGAUAGAGACUGCUACGCUGCCACUGAGACUGAAAGGUAGUCGGGAGGACAUCGCAACGAUGGCUGACCACUUGAACUGGCGAAAAUGUUCUCGAUUGGGACAACUGGGAGGCGUAGUCUCCCUGCCCUGUUCUGUGACAGAGGCAACGUUCACUGACCUGUACUGUAACUUCUCGACUGGUUUGUCGAACAAGGGCGAACAUGCAAUUUUUGCGAGGCGAAAUGUAACUCGAGGGUUGCAAGACCAAGACCUGGCAGCAUUUGAUGCAUGGUGUGACUUGUCAUCGCUACGGGAACCACUGAUUUCUAGCAUCCAUGCUCCUUCUUAUCCCGUGCCGACAUCCUUUCCGUCCAUAUUCCGGCACACUAAACCGACGUCUAUGAGGAUGGUGUCAUCGCUUGUCACAGCACCUUCUACAUCGAUCCCGCUUAUGGGGUAUGCUAGGUUUGUAGAACAGACUGCAAGGACGAGGAGGAGUGAUGGUGCGCUUAUGAGCAUGGACUUGGAGAGCGAUGAUGUGAAGGAGCUUGCUAGUGCAUUGUGGGAGAUGGUCGAUGGGUACGGGAAUGACAGGAUGGAUGAAGCGAAUGACUGAUUAUGGGAAACAUCUUAUUUGGAGAUAGCAAUCGGACAGAAGUUGAAUAGUUUAGGUCGGUAUAAUGAAUCCUCCGAUUUCAAAUAUGGAGCACUGUAGAUUAGGUUAAUGCCCGGUUCAUCGAGAGAUAUUUUACCCGCAUCUUGCAAGGCAGUCUUACUACGUUGCAAGUCAUGGCAAGGAGGAGAGUUGCAAACGCUGAGUGGUGGGGGAGUGUUCAAAAGGGCGUCCAUUAUCAUCAGUUGAUUGCUUCGCAUAUACGUGUAGUUCCAUUAAAUUCGUCGAAUACGGCCGGGCGUGUGGGACGAAGAGGAUUUCAACUC
Molecule: messenger RNA, 1866 nt
Organism: Suillus bovinus
Lineage: Eukaryota; Fungi; Basidiomycota; Agaricomycetes; Boletales; Suillaceae
Product: Misato segment II tubulin-like domain-containing protein
Exons: 11
Coding region: 53-1543 (496 amino acids)
Biological process (GO): mitochondrion distribution
Cellular component (GO): cytoplasm
Source: RefSeq, a predicted model, not a curated record